AUGUCUUCAACUCAUCCAACCCAACGGGUCCCAAAGACGAACAACGGGUUUUCUCGAUCAUCAGGGUCCUUUGGCAAUGACACCAUGUGGCUUGAAGACUCAAGGCCAGAGGAAGUUGGCAAAAAUGGAGCGCGAAACGCUGUCUUUCCCUUCAAGCUGAUCAUCAAGGUGACAUUGAUAUUCCGACUCAUUGAUAGUCCUGCGAACAGCGUGCUCGAGACCCAUAUUGCUAUGAAAAUCUUGUCUCAACCGAAAGAACAGUUUCUGAUUUCAGUAACUUCUUGUUCUCUAUACAGAGGUUGA
This is a messenger RNA of Nannizzia gypsea CBS 118893, 303 nucleotides long. RefSeq lists its product as hypothetical. The transcript has 2 exons. Bases 1 to 303 code for a protein of 100 amino acids. NCBI's taxonomy places the organism in Eukaryota, Fungi, Ascomycota, Eurotiomycetes, Onygenales, Arthrodermataceae. The record is from RefSeq and is a predicted model, not a curated record.